AUGGCCGACUUCGUGCUUGCAGACGUCACGGAUUCCGCCCUGGACGGCAUCAUUGCUGGCUUCCCCGCCGCUUACGCGGAAAAGGUGGGGAAGACGGGUAUAGAGCGCGGGGCAGCGCAUCUCGCCUCCGACGUCGCCGCGGGGUGCUUCUCGGCGUUCAUGAGCAUGCAGUGUUCUUCUAUAUUUCCCCGAUGCACAGUGCCGCAGUCGGGCGAAGAGCCCAUCGCCGCGGGCGGCCGGGCACCAAUGUGCCUCCACCUCUGCAUCCUGCCGCUGAUUACGUGCCCUGGGUUUUGGAUCAGCGACGUCGCUGGCCCGUGCUCGAUGGUGUCUGUGCCGCCCGUGUGUGCGCAAGCGUUUUAUUGGAACACGGCCUGGCCCGUCGAUGGCCUUGCCGCGCGCGGCGAAGCGGCGUCGCCGUGGAAGCAUCGAUUGCCUCCGCAGUAUUCAAGUUUCGACGAUGCGAACCCGUUCCCGAGCGAUUGCCCUGUUCCCGACCAUGGGCCAGGAGGCAUGGACUCCGCGGAGGCUGAAGCCGACGCAGACAUGGCGUCCAAGUUUGCGCGCGCGGCGAACCAGAUUCUCGUCGACCUUGUCAGUGCGAUGCGUUGUUUGCUUCCCUUCGCGUGCGCGGGCGUCGCCGCUGGGUUGCUCCUCGGCGGCGCGGACAAUCUGACCGCGGCGCAAUUGUUCCCGCGGGGCCAGAGCCCAACGGACGAGGCAAGCGCGAUCGAGGAAAGUUUCCGCAUCGCGUACGGUCAUUUCGAGAAAAGGCGAGGCCCGCGGCGCGAGUUGUCGGUGUCGCGGCAGUGGCUGGCGCAGCUUCGACCGGAAGGUUUCGUCAUGAUCGGCGCGAGCGCGCUGGGCGGAGGGCACGGGGCCUCGCUGCGCGCGGCAGCGCUUACGACCUCGUCGAACAAGCGCAGGGCCCCGCUGCUGCAGGGCUGCUCCAGCCAAUGGCGCAGCGACCGCGAGCCGCCCGCGCGCCGGGGGCUUGCGCGCGCUCCGAGACGCUGUGCCGCAGUGGCGACGGAGGCGGCAGAGCGUGAGGGGCGCGUUCAGCUGGCGGUCAGCGCAGUUCGAGUGUCGCUUGAAUGGCGCCCGGAAAGCGGCCUCGGGCAGGGGUUGCAGGAGGCGCAGGCCGAGAUGCUCGCCGACGUCUCGUCCGCGGCGGUGUUUAGGCUGAGUAAUUUCGAAUCCGGGACGCUGCGCACGGCCUUGCGCGUGUGGGGGCAGUGGGCCGAGUGGGCGGGCCGGCAAGGGCAGCCGGCGACGAGUCUGGCGCGGCAACCCAUGGCAGUCGCCGAGUUCGUGCAUAAGCUCUCGAUCGCACGGACGUCCGGCGUCAGGAUCUGGAACGCCUUGAAGUGGAUGUGCGUACAUUUGAAAGCGCCUUUCUGCCUGGACGAUGCGUUUCGCCCUGUGCCACGUGAUCCAGGCAGUGGAACCGUAGCACCGCCGGCCCAGGCCACUGUCGUCGAACCCGAGAUGAUUUACCAUGUGAUCGAUUUCCUGGAUGGCGCGAGAACGCCUGGGCAAGUCAUGCUCGCGGCUGGGAUGCUGGCGGCGGUAUUCGCGUGGGUGAGGUACACGCACCUGCUGCGCUCUAGGCCUUUAGAGAAGUCUGUUUAUUUUUGCUGGUUCCGCGCAUCGAGGGGGAAGCAGGGAAAGCGACAGGGGCGACCUUCGUUCGAUUGGUGCUUGCCGAGGCGGCUAGGUGGCGCGCGGUCCGCCGCUGACGCCUUGUGGGAUGGUUGGCACAAGUUGGCGGCGCGGGAAGAUCGAGCAGGAAGGGCUGUGCCGACGGGGCUCGUCUUCGAUCCAGUUUCCGGCGCGCCGGUGAAGUUGGGUGCCUUUAACCUAUCGCUGAAGGAAGUAUUCCGAGGCUCGCUAGCGGACGAUUCCCAGUUAGAUCUUGUGACUUCGUACAGUUUGCGCCGGGCUGGGCCUACAUGGGCGAGCGCGAUACAAUUGGACUGGGAAGCCCGAGACAUCUCGGGCGGUUGGACGGAGGGGGGAGACAACUCCCGUCGGAACCAGAUGCCGAUCGUGUAUAACGCGCGUCGGCGGCAAGCCGAGAUGUGCACGCGCCUGCACAUGGCCGGAGUGUUGUCGUGCCUGCGGACCGAUCUGGAGGCCCCAGUGCAGUGGGAGCAAGUGCGAUGCUGGGCGAGUUCUGCGCCAGGAAAAGUAAUGAUGGCCGACCUAGAGAAAGAGGCGCAGCAGCGGGUGGCGGUGUCGACCGUUCGUGAGAAGGCCGCGUUCUUGCCCGCGUCGGUCGUCGAGGAGUUGAGGCGGCAGAAGUUUCUCCGGAUAAUCGUGGCCCCGCGUGGCCCGGCCGCGUUCCAAGCGCGGGGAGUUGACUGCGCCGGUCGCGCGGUGACCGCGCUUCCAGGUGACGAGGCAGCGCAGGGCGCGGAGUUGGGUGAAUGUGACGUAAAGGGCUCAGAUGGCGCGCCAGCGCACUGCGCGCCGCCAGUCAGGGAGCUGGCCGCGAAGUAUCAGUUUGAUGAGCGCAUCGCCACCCACCUGGUCGAAACCGUGGGUCUAGAGACGUUGAUCGAUUUCGCGCAUGCCGUCACGAGCGAGAACGAGUGGGCGCCGAUCCUCGAGCGCGUGCCGGAUCUCGAGAGGAGGCUGGGACAGCUGUCCCGCGUGCGCCAGAUCACCAUGGCCGACUUCGUGCUUGCAGACGUCACGGCGUGCUUCUCGGCGUUCAUGAGCAUGCAGUGUUCUUCUAUAUAUCCCCGAUGCACAGUGCCGCAGUCGGGCGAAGAGCCCAUCGCCGCGGGCGGCCGGGCACCAAUGUGCCUCCACCUCUGCAUCCUGCCGCUGAUCACGUGCCCUGGGUUUUGGAUCAGCGACGUCGCUGGCCCGUGCUCGAUGGUGUCUGUGCCGCCCGUGUGUGCGCAAGCGUUUUAUUGGAACACGGCCUGGCCGUCGAUUGGAACUUGCCACGGCGGGGCGGCGAAGCGCGUCGCCGUGGAAGCAUCGAUUGCCUCCGCAGUAUUCAAGUUUCGACGAGGCCACGCCGGGCCGGGUUGUCUGCGAUUCACCGGCCAGCGCCGGCACCGCGCAGAAUUCGCGGAGCUCGCUGAGCGUUCGGGCAAUGGCAGCGCCGCGCUGCGACGUCGCGCCACCGUCAUGUUCCCGCGAUCG
This is a messenger RNA of Prorocentrum cordatum, 3159 nucleotides long. NCBI's taxonomy places the organism in Eukaryota, Dinophyceae, Prorocentrales, Prorocentraceae. The record is from the annotation of a GenBank genome assembly.